Durusdinium trenchii is the source of this 818-nucleotide messenger RNA. NCBI's taxonomy places the organism in Eukaryota, Dinophyceae, Suessiales, Symbiodiniaceae. The record is from the annotation of a GenBank genome assembly.
AUAUAGGGUACAUGAGCACCCGUGCUCAUGGGAUGACAUCAGCCAUGGCCAUGUCGACUGCGCCGCAGCUUUGAUGCCUGCCAUCGAGUUAACUCUAGCUGCCAUUGAGCAGGCCUUGUCACAGGAAAUCCAGCGGCGCAUUGACUUGGAAACCCGCAUCGCGGGCCAGGUGGAAGCUGGCCUUCGACAAGCGGCGCGCCGCGCCACAGGAGUUGUAGAGGAGCAGCUGGCCACGGCGCAGCGGCAGCACGCAGAGGAGCUAAGGCUCCGGCUGUCGGCUCUUGAACGCUCGGUGGGCUCCCUUCAGCGGCAAUCGACUCCAAAGGAUGGCUCUCCGACCACGGCUCCCGGGACUUUCGAGCGGCAGCUCAGCUGGUUGGAGUCCCGCAUCACCGGGCUGGAGCAGCUCUUCCAGAAGCCCUUGGAGAUGCUUCCCUUAGAGGUCGCCCGGCAAUUGCAGCUCAUUCGUGGUGAGCUCUUCGAGGAAGCGGCGUCCAGGCGGUCCGUGAGCUACGGCCGGGGUCCCUUCCCUUUCCGGUUUGUACCGGAAGAUAGAACACGAGCGCCAGCUGUCUAGGAGGGUGGUUGAAAAGGGGUCAAGGUAGGGCAUGUAAAUGCAUGUAUUGGUGCAUGAAAUAUCAGUUAUCAUCAAUGUAACUAUUCCAUACAUGGAGUGCCUGGCUUUCAUAACCAGCACCUGGGGAACCCCACCGAACGAAUCAUACGUUUGGGGCCUACCAGGUGCGGUGCACUCAACUGACACGAAGUAAAUAGGUCCCUGCACCACAAGCAGGGUCCAGGGUGCUGGGGGAUCUCUC